UUUCCUCCACUCGGUGUCGCUGGUUUAGCAACUAGCCGGGCUUGAAGCUAACUGACUUUAGUCAAUCAGGCUCUGGGCCGGCAUCUGGAAAUGUCUCCGGAAGUGGCAGAGCUACAGCAGACCGGCUUACAAGAAAUUUGAUUUAUAAUACGUUUCCACGAGCCGCAAAGCGCGGGGGGUUAUUUUGUUUUUUUGAGUGCGAAGAGAUGGACUAAAGGACACGUUAUUCGCGGAAGGCUGGUGGAACGCUUAGCCGCCUUAUGCUAACUAGCUUGGUGUCAUUAACCUCGCUGGACGGCUCGGUAAAUAUUCCCCCCCUCCCUCUUCAGGACUCAUUUUAUGCCUUUAUAUAUUUGAACGGCAACAAGACGAGUGUGAGAUGGACUGCUUAAUAUUUCAUUCCACGCCUUAGCACUCAAGUUUUUCGUGGGCUAACAACGACCGCAUUGUUUUCCUCGCCUCCUCCCUCUCCUCAUGUUUGAAAUGGAGACGCAUGUUUCGUGCCUUUUCCCUGAGAUCUUGGCCAUCAUCUUCAGCUACCUGGACGUGAAAAACAAAGGACGGGUGGCCCAGGUGUGCGCGGCGUGGAGGGACGCAUCCUACCACAAGUCGGUGUGGCGGGGGGUGGAAGCCAAACUGCAUCUACGCCGGGCCAACCCUUCCCUCUUUCCCAGCCUGCAGGCGAGGGGCAUCAAAAAGGUCCAGAUCCUCAGCUUGAGACGCAGUUUGAGCUACGUGAUUCAGGGGAUGCCCCAUAUCGAGAGCCUGAACUUGUGCGGCUGCUUCAACCUGACAGACAACGGGCUGGGCCAUGCCUUCGUGCAGGACAUCCUGUCGCUGCGGGUUCUCAACCUGAGCCUGUGCAAGCAGAUCAGCGACUCUAGUCUGGACCUUAUCGCCCGGUACCUGAAGAACCUGGAGGUUCUGGAGUUGGGCGGAUGCAGCAACAUCACCAACAUGGGGCUCCUCCAGGUGGCCUGGGGGCUGCGCCGGCUGAAGAGCCUCAAUCUGCGCAGCUGCCGUCACGUGUCAGACGUGGGCAUCGGGCACCUCUCAGGCAUGACGCGCAGUGAGGCGGAAGGCUGCCUGGCGCUGGAGAAGCUCACGCUGCAGGACUGCCAGAAGCUCACAGACCUGUCACUCAAGCAUGUGUCCAAGGGCCUGGGUGGGCUUAAGAUGCUCAACCUGAGCUUCUGCGGCGGCAUCUCGGACGCCGGCAUGAUCCACGUGUCCCGCAUGAGCCAGCUUGGCAGCCUCAACCUGCGCUCGUGCGACAACAUAAGUGACACAGGCAUCAUGCACCUGGCCAUGGGCUCGCUGCGUCUGUCGGGCUUGGACGUGUCCUUCUGUGACAAGAUCGGUGACCAAAGCCUGGCUUACAUGGCGCAGGGCCUCUACCGGCUCAAGUCACUGUCUUUGUGCUCGUGCCACGUGAGCGACGACGGCAUCAACCGCAUGGUGAGGCAGAUGCACGAACUCAAGACGCUCAACAUUGGACAGUGCGUGCGAAUCACCGACAAGGGCCUGGAGCUCAUCGCCGACCACCUGACGCAGCUGACGGGCAUCGACCUGUAUGGAUGCACCAAGAUCACCAAGAGGGGCCUGGAGAGGAUCACACAGUUGCCCUGCCUCAAGGUGCUCAAUCUGGGUUUGUGGCAAAUGACCGACAGUGAGCGCGUCAGGUGAAAACAACUUUCCACGGAUACCAAACUAUUGAGGGAGAGCGCGGCGAGACAUUUGUCCAUCUCUCGCCUUUUGCAUUUGUUGACUCGGGGGUACACUGGCUCCCACACACAUUCCAAAACAUAUUGGCUUCAUUGAAGACUAAAUUGUCCAUAUGCGUGAGUGUUUGUUUUUCUAGAGUAUAUGCGCCCUGUGAUUGGCUGGCCACCAGGACAGGGGUUGCGCUGAACUCACCUGUGACUAGGCAUGGGUUAGAUUCUGAUGGUAUGAUAACCAUGAGCAAAUACAUGCCAUCACAGUAUUACAUUUACAGCUCUAAAACCUUUUUGAAAAUUAUUUAAGUAAAUAAAAACUUGGAUUGGUUAUCGAUUUAGAUUUCCAAAAUCGAUUCGAUUUACUUUGACUGAUUUUCGAUUCAGUUAAGGAUUUCACGCAGUACCGAUUUCACUUUCAUAUGCAAUACAUUCCUAGGACAAGCAACGUUAGAAAUAGUAGAAACCCUAUGCUCUAACGUGGUGCAUUAGUAUUAAUAUAUAAUAUACGAAUAGCUACAUUAAUAAUUUAACCCAAUGCAAUAAAACACAUGAUAAAAAUAAUCAUGUAUGCUUUAUUGAAUAUAACAUGUUCAUUAAAUAAAUCAAUUCCAACCACAGGGCAGGCUGUGUAAAUAAAGUGGCAAAAACACACCGUAAUCUCAUUACAUUUACAUUCCUGACUGACAAAGUUUCAGUUCUUGCUGUCUUCAUAUUUUUGAAGACCCCAAAACCUCCAGACAUUUGCCUUCAAGCGUGUUGGCACUGCUUCAAGUACUUCUGCCAUGUUGUUUUGAUACGCUACUCUCGCAUGGUGAUGAGAUCUCGCGUGAUGCGAGAAGUCUCAUGAAUUUAUGGGGGGAAAGAUGUACAGUAUUGAAAGGAUCUAUUCAUGGUUUUAUGAAUCGAUAGUGAGCUAAGAAAAAAACAUUUGAUUUGAUUCAUCGAUUAAAAAAAAAAAAGUCCUUAUUAAAAAAAAAUUCCAUUGAUUCCAAUAUAGAAUAUACAGUGUAGAAGAAAUGUGUAUCAUAUUCAAAUAAGUAAUUGACGUUCUUCUGUUUUAAAUCUUUUCAUUAAGUGUCCCAUCACUCUUGAGCUAUUAUUGUUAAAGUAGACCCAGUGGGCUACUCAUGUUGUCCUUGGGCUGCUGGCAUUUUUUUUUCUUAAACCUUGAGUUUUUGAAACCGCGUAAACUGUCAACCCGAUAAUCAGCCCAUGCCUACCUGUGACCCAGAUCAAUAGAAGCGCUAUUUAAUUUUUUUUUUUUUUCAGCAGCACUGCAGGCUAGUCAUUAGCACAUCUGCCUCUCAAUCAAAUGUUCAGGGUUUAAAUCUCAGCUCUAGCCUUCCGAUGUGGAGUUUACAUGUUCUCCCCGUGCUUACGCAAGUUAAUUGAAGACUAAAUUGUCCAUAAGUGUGAAUGUCAGCUUGUUUGUCUACAGCAGGGGUGCCCAAGUCCGGUCCUCGAGAACCCCCAUCCAGCCUGUUUUAGAUGUCCACCUCCUCCAUCUCUCCUGAACGAUCAGCUCAUCAGCAAGCAUUCCCAAAGCCUGAUAAUAAUCCUGAUCAUGUGUUGGAUGAGAGAGAAAUCUAAAACAAGACUGGACAUGGGCAUCUCUGGUCUACAGUGUAUGUGCCCUGUAAUUGGCUGGCAACCAGUCCAGGGUAUGCUCCCACUUCCGACCCAAAGUCAGCUGAGAUUGGCUGGAGCAACUUAAUCGCGUGUACAGUUGUUUAGCUACCUCUCCCGCACACACACAGCAGUGCCUACAGCUCAGUACUAGAUGUUAACUUUGCAUAUUUUUACAACUCCAGCACAAAUUCUGCCCUUGGUACAAAAAAAAAAAUCAUGGUAAUAAUAGGUCGGCAUUUUUAUUCUUAAGGCCGGCAUAGCUCCUGGAAUUUGUACUCCUUUUUUGGUUCUUGUAUUUUUUAACAAGCAAUAUUUUUGUAUGGAAUAAUUUUGUACUUCAAAUUGAAGUUGUUUAUACAUUGUGUAGAAUGCGGCGGCGAUGUUCCGAGAGGACGCCACACAAAAUGAAAAGUCACUAUGCCCCAGAACUGCGGCCUUUUGGCUGAUGGUUAUUAAGGCUUUAUGCAACAAAGAAGCAAAAAAAAAACUGUUCAGUGGAUUUUUUUCUCAUGAGCAGCUUCCAACGAUAGUCUUGAGUAUUUGUUUUAAAAAAAAGUAACGGUAAUUUAAGAUGUUUUAUAUUCAUACUGUAGUGAUAUUUAUGAAUAAAGAUGGAAAUAUGUUUCUCCUGAAUCUCA
This is a messenger RNA of Hippocampus zosterae (dwarf seahorse), 3985 nucleotides long. RefSeq names its product F-box/LRR-repeat protein 14-like. Gene Ontology annotation, molecular function: protein binding. The record is from RefSeq and is a predicted model, not a curated record. Bases 475 to 1686 code for a protein of 403 amino acids. Lineage: Eukaryota; Metazoa; Chordata; Actinopteri; Syngnathiformes; Syngnathidae. The transcript has a single exon. Gene Ontology annotation, biological process: SCF-dependent proteasomal ubiquitin-dependent protein catabolic process. Gene Ontology annotation, cellular component: SCF ubiquitin ligase complex.